Acanthosepion pharaonis is the source of this 1314-nucleotide messenger RNA. NCBI's taxonomy places the organism in Eukaryota, Metazoa, Mollusca, Cephalopoda, Sepiida, Sepiidae. The record is from the annotation of a GenBank genome assembly.
AUGAUUUGUUGGUCUCUCCUUCAGUUCAUCUUUGGUGUUUUGUUGGUCUCUCCAUCAGUUCAUCUUUGGUGUUUUGUUGGCCUCUCCUUCAGUUCAUGUUUGGUGUUUUGUUGGUCUCUCCAUCAGUUCAUGUUUGGUGUUUUGUUGGUCUCUCCUUCAGUUCAUCUUUGGUGUUUUGUUGGUCUCUCCAUCAGUUCAUCUUUGGUGUUUUGUUGGUCUCUCCAUCAGUUCAUGUUUGGUUUCAUCUUUGGUGUUUUGUUGGUCUCGCCUUCAGUUCAUCUUUGGCGUUUUGUUGGUCUCUCCACCGGUUCAUCUUUGGUGUUUUGUUGGUCUCUCCUUCAGUUCAUCUUUGGUGUUUUCUUUGUCUCUCCUUCAGUUCAUCUUUGGUGUUUUGUUGGUCUUUCCUUCAGUUCCUCUCUGGUGUUUUUUUUUUGCUUUCUCCUUCAGUUCAUCUUUGGUGUUUUGUUGGUCUCUCCUUCAGUGUAUCUUGGGUGUUUUGUUGGUCUCUCCAUCAUUAACCAUCGGUUUUUGGGUGUUUCUAUCAGUUCAUCUUUGGUGUUUUGUUGGUCUCUCCUUCAGUUCAUCUUUGGUGUUUUCUUUGUCUCUCCUUCAGUUCAUCUUUGGUGUUUAGUUGGUGUUUCCAUCAGUUCAUCUUUGGUGUUUUUUCAUCUUUGGUGUUUUGUUGGUCUCUCCUUCAGUUCAUCUUUGGUGAUUUGUUGGUCUCUCCAUCGGUUUAUUUUUGGUGUUUUGUUGGUCUCUCCACCAGUUCAUCUUUGGUGUUUUCUUGGUCUCUCCAUCAGUUCAUCUUUGGUGUUUUCAUGGUCUCUCCUUCAGUUUAUCUUUAGUGUUUUAUUGGCUUCUCCAUCAGUUCAUCUUUGGUAUUUUGUUGGUCUCUCCUUCAGUUCAUCUUUGGUGUUUUGUUGGUCUCUCCAUCAGUUCAUAUUUGGUGCUUGUUGCACUCUCCUUCAGUUCAUCUUUGCUGUUUUGUUGGUCUCUCCUUCAUUUCCUCUUUGGUGUUUUGUGUGUCUCUCCAUCAGUUCAUGUUUGGUGUUUUGUUGGUCUCUCCAUCAGUUCAUCUUUGGUGUUUUGUUGGUCUCAACUUCAGUUCAUGUUUGGUGUUUUGUUGGUCUCUCCAUCAGUUCAUCUUUUGUGUUUGUUGGUCUCUCCAUCAGUUCAUGUUUGUCACAAGACACUAAUAUUCAAGGCCACGAGAUACUAAUAUUUUUAAGUUACCCGCUUCAGUAUAGUUCAUUUUCGACUCUGUUUAACAUCACCGAUCGGAGGAGGAGGAACGCCACCUUCAGCGUGACUUAA